GGAGCGCUACCCGUCAAGGUUGGGCAGCUGGCGGAUCAUUCUUUACGGGGCUGUCGGGUUUCGAUGCGUGUGUGUUGGUUUCUCAUUUUUCUUAUAAAGGAAAUAAGUAGAUACUGAGCCGUCGGUGGGGGUUAGUUUGAACACUAAGUGUUUGCCAUGGAGAAGAGGAUUUUGUACUGGACGAUUCUGUGUAUGGUGCUGACAGGUGUCGGUGCCAUUGAAGUUACCAUGCCCCAAAGUCAGUAUGAGUUCGCCAGAGGUGACAACAUCACACUGCCCUGCUCCUUUAAAUCUGCAAUUAACAUAAACACUGCCGAAGCAGUUGUCAUCACAUGGACGGCUUUGGCUCUGGAAGCAAAUGUCAAAGAUACCACGAUCCUCACUUACUACUAUCCUAUAAAGAAAACUGGCAUCACACCCCCCUAUAAAGGUCGGGCGUCCCUGGACGUGGAUGUCCUGAAUGGAAAGGCUAACCUAAAGCUUUCCUCCAUCUCACUAGCUGACAACAAAGAGUUUGAGUGUCAUGUGCAGAUCCCAGAUGACGAAGACGGCACCCAAGCUGCCUCCGCACGCUUGGUGGUUCUAGUGGCUCCCUCUACGCCCGACUGUAAGAUCCAGGGAACAGCACAGUACGGCCAGGAUAUCACCCUAAGCUGUUUGUCAGCAGAAGGGUCUCCACCGCCUACCUAUAGCUGGGAACGUCGUAACGUGCAAAAUCAGCCUGUUCCUCAACCCCCCAAAACCACUGACAAGGACGGCAUCCUGUCUCUCUAUAAUAUCUCCAAAGAUACAUCAGGAUACUACAUCUGCACUUCACGGAACAAGAUCCGCUUUGCUACCUGCAACCUCACCCUUGCGGUCAUGCCACCAUCCCUGAACAUUGCUUCCACUCCAGCACUAAUUGGUGCAGUUGUCGGUGGCUUGAUUCUACUCAUCCUCAUCAUCAUCAUCUGUUGCUGCUGUUGCAGGAAGAAGAACAAAGAUGAGGAAUAUGAAAUGGGAGUUCAUGAGGGGGAGGAGUACCACGACAAGGAGCCGGAUAGAAACGGUGAGGGCCGACGUGUUGAAGUCCAGGGGAAGGACAGUUAUGAGGACUCGAGUGUAAAGAAGACUGAACGCAAUGAGGAAAGAAGUGAUCCGGAUCGCCGCGACUACGACGACCGCCGCAGCGACUACGACGACCGUCGUGAGCGCUACGAUGAUGAUCGCCGCUACCAAGACCGUCGUCGUGAUGACAACCGCUACGAUGAUCGGGACCGUGAUAGACCACCGGUGCCCAACAGUAAGCCCACAAGGAGGGACUACCAUGACUAAAGCCUCCAACCUGUAAACAAGUUUCUGUUGUUGUUGUUUUUUUCUUACAUACAACCAGAUUAUCAAAUGGUGGCCUAGCUGUUACAUAAUGGAUUGCCAGGAAACUGCAAAAUUAGAGCUGAAAGAAUAAUAUGUAAUAAUUUGUUUGGGAGGAAUAGUUUUGUGUCUUAGAUUUUUAGGUCUUUUAAAGUAAUUUUUCAGAUUUUAUAUAUCUGAUAUAUUUGUCCUAUGUUACUUUUUGUGUGUCGUACAGUCAGGGAACAGUGAAACGCUUGUCUCUCUGUGUACUGCCCGUUUUAUGUGUAAAUAAAGAAUUUAUUUCUACUGUGUGACACGUUUUAAGUUUUUGUCUGUAAUAUUUCCGUGCAUGCGUCAUGUUUCCUGUGAAUUGCGGGAGUUUGAAUGGUCUGGUAAUAUACUGAUGUGUCAUGGCUUGACACACAAACACAGGCAAAACAUGCUGUCAAAAGUGUUAUUGUUGCUUAAGUUUUCAGUUAAUCAAAUACAUUUUGUCUCUCUUGCUGUUCACAAUACAAUUUAAUGUAACUUCUUUAUUAGCAUCGCUGGGGGUAGUUUUCUUUUUCCAACCCAAAGAGUUAUUAGCAAUUACUUAAAUGUUUUUGUUGUAUAGACUCAGAACAUUUACUUUUAAUUUUCUAUUGAGUGCUUUCAGUUUCUGUAUCUUUAAAAAAAUAAAAUAAAAUCACAAAAUGUGGAACUA
Molecule: messenger RNA, 2035 nt
Organism: Haplochromis burtoni (Burton's mouthbrooder)
Lineage: Eukaryota; Metazoa; Chordata; Actinopteri; Cichliformes; Cichlidae
Product: cell surface A33 antigen
Exons: 7
Coding region: 157-1314 (385 amino acids)
Cellular component (GO): plasma membrane
Source: RefSeq, a predicted model, not a curated record